This is a messenger RNA of Nannizzia gypsea CBS 118893, 9000 nucleotides long. RefSeq names its product N-(5-amino-5-carboxypentanoyl)-L-cysteinyl-D-valine synthase. The transcript is spliced from 4 exons. Bases 1 to 9000 code for a protein of 2999 amino acids. Gene Ontology annotation, biological process: secondary metabolite biosynthetic process; amino acid activation for nonribosomal peptide biosynthetic process. The record is from RefSeq and is a predicted model, not a curated record. Gene Ontology annotation, cellular component: cytoplasm. Lineage: Eukaryota; Fungi; Ascomycota; Eurotiomycetes; Onygenales; Arthrodermataceae. Gene Ontology annotation, molecular function: catalytic activity; phosphopantetheine binding.
AUGCCACCUCUUUCGAUCCUGCAAUUCCAAAACGACUUGCCAUCCCAUCCGGAGUUGCACCCUUUGGCCAACUACGACUUUCUGAUCGCCCCAGGGGCCGAGUUUACAUCUGCCUCGGAAAAGACGCAGUCCGUUGAUCCCUUAGAUUCUCAAAUUGAGAGCCAGAUACAAUUGUUAUGGGCUCGAGUACUUGGACUCAGCCCUGAUACUAUUGAGGAGCAUGACGACUUUUUUCAACGCGGUGGCUCGGCCUCCGAUGCAAUACAGCUGAGCCAAAAAAUAUGUGAACGUGGGAUUUUAUUAACCGUGAGAGAUGUUUUUCAAAGGCCACGAUUAACAGACCUGGUCGCUCGAGCUCGCUUGCUUGUCAAUUCAUCCAAUCAUGAACUUGUUCCGCCGUUCUCAAUACUUAAACUGUCCUUGGAUACGCAAAAAGUUCGUACCCAUGCAUCGUACCUCUGCAAUGUCAAGGAAUCCCACGUGUUAGACGUACUUCCAUGUACGCCUUUACAAGAGGGAAUGCUUGCCCUAACUCGCAACAAUUUCAGCGAGUACGUACAACAAUCUAUCUAUAGGAUAGACCGGGACAUUGAUAUCAGGCGGUUCAAGCGGGUUUGGGAUCAAGUGGUAGCGAUGAAUCCUAUCCUACGUACACGGAUUGUCAGUUUACCGAACUACGGGGUUGUCCAAGUUGUCCUUGACGAAGAAGUGCAAUGGAUUUUCGAAUCGACCCUUGACCAAUUCCGACAGCAUGCCACACAUGGAGAGCUUCGUAUGGGGCUUGGUGAGCCUUUGAUUCGGUUUGGUAUAAUCGGUGAAAACUACCAAGAAGCUACCUACUACUUCACAUGGGAAAUGCAUCACGCCCUAUAUGACGGGUGGUCUAUUCCUUUAAUAUUAAGUGACGUCGAACAUGCAUACUACCAAGAAAGCGGGCCCGAGCUAUUAGCCAUGGGGCCAUAUAUCAAAUAUAUUCACAACAUCGACGAAAUUGCUGCUCACCGCUUCUGGGCAGACCAAUUUGCGGGAAUUCGAGGCACUGGGUUUCCAUGGAUAGGUUUGUCAGGCUAUGUAGAUCCAGCCCCAGAUGUCCUAACCACUAUCAUGUCGCACCAUGUGUCUGAACUCGAUUGGGGCCGGAGUGAUUUCACAGCUGCCACAAUUGUCCGUGCUGCUUGGGCAUUAGUACUGGCCAUUCGCGCCGACGCUAAUGAAGCAUUAUUUGGUGUGACAGUAACAGGUCGCCAGGCAGCAGUUCCAGGAAUUGAACAUAUGGCGGGUCCUGCCAUUGCUACGGUCCCCGUUAGGGUAAAGGUGGACUGGAAAGGUAAUGCUUACCAGUUAUUGGAGGCGGUGCAUCGCCAAAUAGCCGAUAUGAUUCCCUUUGAACAAACCGGCUUGCAGAAUAUCCGCCAUAUCAGUGAGGAUGCCGCCACCGCCUGCCGUUUCCGUUCACUUCUUGUCAUUCACAACCAUUCGCCGGAUGAUAGUCAGCGCCCAGGGCGGCCUUUCAUUAACGAACUUACUCGUCCGUCAAUUGGGCCUCGACCAUGUGAUGGCAGAUAUGCGAUCGAUAUUGACUGCAGACUAGCUAGCGAUGGGAUCUACGCAAAGAUGGAAUUUGACACACGCCUCUUCCCUAAUUCGGAAAUGACCUAUGUCAUUGAAGACUUUGAGAAGACUCUACGGUUCUUGGUUGGUAAUGUCAAUGGACGGGAAAGGCUCGCAGACGCAAUUGCAUCAAUAUCCUCGUUUUCUUCGGGGGGUUUAGCCGAUGUGCUGAAGUGGAACGCACAGGUACCCGAUCCUGUUUGCGAAUGUGUUCAUACCAUGAUUGAAAACAAGGCUUUUGAGUGCCCUAAUUUCCUAGCGAUUGAUGCAUGGGAUGGUAGCCUGAAAUAUCAACAGUUACUAGAGAUAUCCUCCAUGUUUACAUUUCAACUUACAGAGAUAGGAAUUAUGGGAGCCAUAGUACCACUAUUGUUUGAGAAGUCACUCUGGAUGCCUGUGGCAGCUCUGGCUGUCGUGAAAGCUGGUGGAAUCUUAGUUGCUCUGGACACAAAGCAACCAUAUGAGCGGUUAGCCCAGAUAGUGUCUCAGACGACUUCACCGGUGUUGGUAUGCUCCGAACAAAAUGCAUCACUGGCCCAGAUGCUUGGGCUUAAGCAAUUUGUAGUCGGAUGGAGCCGUUAUCGUUCAAUUCCCAGUGGUAAGCCGAAAGCCUCAGGAUUACCGGUAAUUCGCCCCGAGAACCUCCUUUACAUAGUCUUCACUUCUGGCAGUACUGGAAUCCCAAAGGGGGUUCGCAUAACCCACCAAAAUCUCUGUACUGCUAUUUCCCACCAACGUGAGGCUCUAGGAUACAAUGAUACAUCACGGGUGGUUGAUUUUGCUUCAUACGCGUUUGAUGUUACUUGGUCCAACAUCUUCUAUUCAUUGACCGCAGGAGCAUGUCUGUGUAUACCCUCCCCAGCCGAACGUGAAAACCACUUGGCCGAAUCUUUACGAAAAUACGAUAUUAAUUUAAUGGACUCUACACCAUCACUUGCUCGGGUCCUAGGAAAAGAUGUUCUAUCAAACUUGACUACGCUGAUUAUUGGGGGAGAGGUGAUAUUACCAAGCGACGCAUUGCUAGCGGGAGAGCAUACCCAGAUUAUCAAUGCGUAUAGCCCAGCAGAGUGUACUCCAACAGCCCUCAUUUCCCCUCUGGAUGCAACAACUGGAGUUAAGAUUGGCCGUGGUUUUGGGGUGGUCACCUGGAUCGUGGAAGAGGACAACCCACAGCAACUAGCCUCAGUUGGCACAGUCGGUGAGCUAUGGCUCGAAGGGCCUCUUGUGGGAGAUGGAUACCUUGAUGAUGCUGAGAAGACUGCAGCCGUUUUUAUUCAAGACCCUGUCUGGCUGGUACAGAAGACCGGACGCCGUGGGCGUGUGUACCGCACUGGCGAUUUAGUCCGAUAUGAAGCAGAUGGAGAUAUUGUUUUUAUAGGCCGAAAAGAUGACCAGGUAAAAAUCCGAGGCCAGCGUGUUGAACUAGGCGAAAUUGAAAGUGUUAUUCGUCGGACUAUUAAGCAACCUGCACUCCAAGUUGUCGUUGAGGCGGUCCAACAGGCUCCCGGAACCAGCAACCUUACACUGGUGGGUUUUCUAGCCCUCCCUAGAUCUCAAGAUAUGGAUGAAGACUCGCAUAAUACUGCAGUGCAGCGAAUAGCUGAGGGGCUUACUGGUCAAUUGGAACAGCUGCUUCCCUCAUACAUGGUUCCUGCUAUGUACUUCCCUCUAUGGGAAAUUCCAAUGGUGACUAAUGGCAAAACGGACCGGAAGCGCCUACGUGCGAUGGGUAGAACCCUGCUCUCGCAAGCUAAGCCAUCUGCUGUUGAGGGUAAAGCAAAGGGCAAAGAAGCGGGCGACAACGACAUAGAGCCAUUGAGUGAAACCCAAACAGUUUUACGGAAUACGUGGAUGUCUGUUCUCAACUUAUCACAACAGGAGGCAUCAAUUGAUGCAACAUUCUCACGGCUUGGGGGUGAUUCUAUAUCAGCUAUGCAAAUUGUUUCUCAGUGUCGAAUGCAUAAUAUUCAUUUAACAGUAAGUGAUAUAUUGCUAUCACGAACAAUCCGGAAUCUAGCAAAGGUUUGCCAGGUGGCGCCCCAAGGCAAUUUAUCAGCUCCGAGACUUGGGGAAGACUCAACAACCCUGUUUGAUCUCUCCCCAAUUCAAUAUAACUUUUUCGAUACCUACCCAGAUGGGCUUAAUCAUUACAAUCAGUUCUUUCUUCUUGAUCUAAAAGACACCGUUUCCGGUUCCUCCAUUGAGGCUGCUAUUCAAGCAAUUGUUUUACGUCAUGAUAUGCUACGAGCACGCUUCGAAAAAGAUCCGGUAACUCAUACCUGGAAGCAAAGAAUUUCCAGGUACAGUACAGAGACAUUUGUGUUUGCAGAACACACGGUGAAGGAUCAUGCUUCUGUUGGUAUUGAAUCUCAGUUUCGACAGGAGAGUAUGGAUAUCCGGAAAGGCCCUGUGUUCGCCUGUGAUUUGUUCCAUCUACCUAAGGGUAACCAAAUGCUCUUAUUGUCUGCCCACCACUUGGUAAUCGAUCUUGUCUCCUGGAGAAUUAUUUGGGCCGAGUUAGAAGAUCACCUUCAAUCUGGCAAGCUACGCUCUCUCCAGACAAUGUCAUUUCAGGCUUGGUGUACACAUCAGGCCCGAAUAGGGAGCACAUUAUCACCACUAGCAGUACUCCCUUACGCAAUCCCCGAGCCUCAGAUGGGCUUUUGGGGUGUCCCCUUGGAGGAAAAUACUUAUAGCCAAUGUAAGUCUGUGGAAGUAUCUUUUUCUUCAGACGUAAGCUCCCUGCUCUUCGGGAAGAGUAAUGAGAGUCUGCAGACUGAGGGUAUCGACCUUAUUCUUGGUGCUCUAUUUCAUGCAUUUAUUCAUACUUUCCCAGAGCGCAGCGCGCCGGCAAUUUGGAUUGAAGGCCAUGGCCGUGAACAGUUUAGUGGGCAGCCGGCAGAUGUCUCUGGUACCGUUGGAUGGUUUACCUCUAUAUAUCCUUUUGCCAUUCCAAUUAACCUUAGUCACUCUCUGAUUCGAGAUGUAGUCCGGCUUGUCAAAGACACGCGACGAAAGGUGCCUGGUAAGGGACAGCAAUUUUGGGCGUGCCGGUACAACAGUGAGUCUGGCCGUCUGGCAUUCAAGGCUUAUGACGCACCUGAACUCGUGCUCAAUUUUACGGGUCGAUUCCAGCAGCUGGAAAAAGAAGAUGGACUGUUCGACCCGUCUUCGCCUUCUGAGUCUAGUGAUUCCCUUCAGACGAUAAGUGAAGUCUCAAAGGCGGCCCAACGGCCUUCAAUUAUUGAUAUAGAGGCUGCCGUGUCUGAUGGUGAAUUAAAGGUUGAAUUCAUCUUCCCUAAAACGAUACAUAAUGAGCGUCUCCAAAAGUGGAUUCACAACUUUUCGCAGGACCUGGAGUUCCUUUCCCACAGUCUUGGUCAGGCUCCAGCCAGAUUCACGUUGAGUGACUUGCCUCUUCUUCCCCUCUCGUACAAUGGCCUGGAUAUCCUCCUUGAACAGGAAAUGCCUCGUAUGGGUCUCAUACCACGACAAAUCCGGGAUAUCUAUCCAUGCUCACCUUUGCAAGAAGGCAUGCUAAUAAGUGCAGCCAAGGGGGUUGCAUCCUAUCACACUCGCACCAUAUGCCGCUGUGUCUCUUCUGGUGAACCUAUUUGCCCUUUACGUCUAGAGUCAGCUUGGAAAGUAGUGGCAAGCAGACAUAUGGUUCUCUCUUCGAUCUUUACCCUUCAUCCCGAGGGUAUUGGUUUUAUCCAACUGGUGCUAGACAAUCCACCAGUGAGAGUGAUUCAGAUGGAAACUGAAAGCAGUGAUAUGGCUACGGUCUUGAAAAAUACAGGACCCCCAUCUUUAUCCUUGAAUGAGCCGCAGCAUUCGUUAACUAUAUGCCAAUCGAAAACGUCAAAUACUGUAUCCUUUAGACUUGACAUGAACCAUACCAUGAACGAUGCUCAAUCUAUGCCAAUCCUCUUAGAAGAGCUCGCAGCUACUUAUGAUGGCUUGGGUCUGCUAGACCCCCCCAGGUUUACAGACAUGAUUAGAUACAUUGGCCAAACCCCAAAGGAAAAGAUUACAGCCACAUGGGCAACCAUCUUAGAUGGAAUCGAGCCUUGCAAUUUCCCUACAUUAUCACCAUCCCUAAGAGGAAUGAUACCCGAAACACUCGAUGAGGUAACUAGUCGCACUCCAUACUCCAAAGCUCACAUCAUGGAGUACUGCAAAAAGUCAAAUAUCCUGUUUUCUGCUUUUCUGCAGGUGGCUUGGGCAAUAACCCUAUCUCACUAUACAGGGAUGAAGGAGGUUUGCUUUAGUUAUCUCACAUCAGGGCGUGAUGCCCCAAUUGACAGAGUAGAAAAAAUGGUUGGUCCGCUAGCUAAUCUUCUUAUAAGCCGGGUUGAUAUGGGAGUGCCGGUCAAGGAGGUCUUGCAGGCUACCUCCAAUAAGUCAGAACAGAAUAUGGCAAUACAGCAUGUGUUUAUAGCGGAAGUCCUCCACCGGCUUGGGCUAUCUGGACAACGACUUUUCAACACGUCUCUCUCAAUUCGGUCUCAUGACAAGGAAGAGGCUCACAAGUACAGCAUUAUGUUCCAAACUUUAGAUGAUGAGGAUGGCCAUGAGUAUGACUUGAGUUUAAACGUCUCAGUAAACAGCAGUGGUUAUACCGAUCUCUUGCUAGAAUACAGACAGCCAUACAUUACCAGGCAGAUGGCUGAAGAAGUCUAUGGGGCCCUUGACCAAGCUAUUGACUAUCUCCUGAGCAUAGAUAUUGACAGUAACAAUGGAGAAUGCGACUUUCAGGGGGGCAGUACGAUCAAGAGCAAUUACCAAUCUGCCAAAUCAGCACCUCUCUUUGACCAGAUAUUUGUGCGGAAAUACGGUGUUGAACGGUCUGCCGCAGACGCCUUUUGGAAGAGCGAAUUUUCUAACAGUCAUGGUAUACACUUUCCCGAACUUAAGCAGAUGGUAGCUGCUGAGAUUAAACACGAUGAGGAAGUACAUCUAUCUCUGAAAAGACUUGACCUCACUGCAGGGAAUGUCUCUGCAGAGGCCAUAGUCGAGGCAGCAUGGGCCAUCUUGACCGCUCACAUCUCAAAUUCUGAUGAAAGCCUGUUUGGGAUAGCUAGCCUGCAUGACAAAGGGAUUGGAAACAUACUGCCUGCUCGCAUUGCGCUUAAUUGGGACGACAGCGUUACUAAGUUCCUCUCGGGAAUCCAGCAGAAAAUUCGGAGCAUGGCGCCCUUCCGGCGUAUGCAGUUGGAACAUAUUUCUACCCUGUCAGAUGAAGCCGAAACUGCCUGCAAUUUCCAAACUGUGAUAUCAGUUGACCUCUGCAGAACAGGAUGGAAUGGAAAUCAUGAAAUGGCUAGCAUCACUGACGGUGACGCGAGAAGAAGAGUCUAUAAGGGAGGUAACCGUGCAAUGAUAGUCAAAGUCUGCGAAGGAGAAAGCCAUGACAUAGAGAUUUCUAUGAGAUUUGAUUCCCGCAUUGUCAGCAUAAACCGAGCCCUCCGUCUCAUCCACAGUCUGGAGCACACGAUCGAACAAUUACUUGACAUGAAUCUGCGCGAGGACAAGCUGCGUAGCAUGACUGUGGCAAGCCAGCGAGAUUUGAAUGAUAUUUGGACCUGGAAUGCCGAGUUACCGGCCCCAAUUGAUGGCGUGAUACCCGAUUUCAUUCUUGAGAGAGUCCUUCAACAGCCACACUUUUCAGCUGUCAACGCAUGGGAUGGAGAUUUGAGAUAUGGUGAACUGCACGAAUUGUCGUCUAAGCUUGCGCACCAGCUGCUUGCCAAAGGGGCUGGUAGAGGAAGCAUUAUUCCCCUUUGUUUCGAAAAAUCCAAGUGGAUGCCAGUUGCAGCGCUUGCUGUCAUGAAAAUUGGAGCAGCGUCUGUUGCUAUCAACACCUCUUUCCCCGACCAAAGGCUUCGGUCGAUUAUAGGUCAGGUCUUUACAAGCUCAAGAUCCAGGCUUAUAAUAUCAUCUGCCUCGAACAAAUCCCAGUUUGAACGCCUGGGUGAGUGUGCAGUACAUGUGGUAGGGGACGAUCUAUUUCUGCCUAUUGAUGCCGAGGGGAUGCAAAAGGAGUGGUGGUUACCCAUCGGAAAUUUUGCCAGUGCGAUUGCUUACCAGGGAGAAUUUCUCGGCUUUAGUGGUAAACCAAGGGGCUCUGACUACAGGCGGGUGCCUCUGUAUUCCUUCCCAAGAGGACUUGAGAAUGAUCUUGGGGGCUGCCUGGAGAAAUACCGGGCGACCGUCGUCGACCUGACGCCGUCGGUAGCUCGGAUUGUCGAACCCAGAAGCGCCUUUUCCCGAUUAUCUACUUUGAUUUUGGGUGGUGAAGCUAUUUUACCCAGCGAUCUUGACCUGAUUGGCGAUGAAACGCAGUUGGCAUUGGCCUACGGCCCGGCCGAAUGCACACCCACCAGCACUAUCUUAUAUGGGCCUAAGCGCCUGGAGGGAGGGGAGAUUGGUCGGGGAGUUGGUGUGUGUACAUGGAUUGUCGACCUAGAAAACCCAGAUGCGCUGGCUGCAGUUGGUGCCCCCGGUGAGCUUUGGAUCGAAGGGCCGCUGGUUGGUGAAGGGUACCUCAACGAUCCCGAAAAGACGUCUGGAGCCUUCAUCAGCGAUCCCGUAUGGCUUCAACAUGGCUCUCCAGACGGUAGACAUCCAGGCCGUCGUGGGCGGCUCUACCGCACCGGAGAUCUAGUCCAAUACCAGGAAGACGGCUCUCUUCUCUUCCUCAGUCGCCGAGACACGCAGAUCAAGAUCAGGGGUCAGCGUGUCGAGCUGGGGGACCUUGAACAUCACAUUGGCUCAACUGCGGUCAAAUUUAUGCAAGAGUGCGGUACCCUGGGAGAAAACGGGAUUGUGCAGGUUGUGGCCGAACUGGUUGAGCUUUCUGGCAUCGCGGACAAGACUCUUACGGCCUUUAUAGCCGUGGAUGGCAUCAGCAGCAGCGCUCCAGAGAAUGAAUACGACCGUGUGGUCCAGCAGAUGAUAAGUGGUGUUCGGAAGCGGAUCGAAGAUCUACUUCCCCGGUACAUGCUUCCGUCAACUUAUAUACCCGUCAAACGCAUCCCCAUUGCAGCAACGGGCAAGGCAGAUCGACGGGAGUUACGCCGUAUGGCUGCAUCCCUCUCAAUGCAGGAAGUUGAAGCCCUGAGCCAGUCCCUGGCCGAGGAGCGAGCGCCACCGCAAACAGAGAGGGAGUGUGUGAUGCAGGGUCUCUGGGCCGAAGUGCUGAAGAUCGACGACCAGGAUCGUAUCGGUGCAAACGACAGCUUCUUCCGCCUCGGCGGCGACUCUAUUGCAGCGAUGAAGGCUGUAGCAUUAGCACGGCGUAGGGGGCUCGAGUUCAGCGUGAGAGACGUCUUCCAGCACCCAGUCCUCCGCGACCUGUGUCUCCGGUGUCAUGAUCUGGCAGUCUAG